Molecule: messenger RNA, 1017 nt
Organism: Closterium sp. NIES-65
Lineage: Eukaryota; Viridiplantae; Streptophyta; Zygnematophyceae; Desmidiales; Closteriaceae
Source: the annotation of a GenBank genome assembly
AUGGGCGACCAAGACCGGCGCAGCUUCUCCUUCCCUCCGCCGCUGCUGCACCUCCGCCUGCCAACACCACCGCCGCAGCUGCUACUGCGGCUGUUCGCGCCUCUCACCUGUACCUUAUCCACAGCCUCCUCUCUUGCUGCUGAUUUGAUUCCUCUCCCCCCAACUCCCCCCAACUCCCCAUCCCUCUCCCUCUCUCCCUCUUGUUCUUCCACUCCCCCCAACCUCCCCGCUGCUCUCGUUCCCCCUCUCCCCUCCCUCCUCCCGCCCCUGGCAGCGCUGGUGCUGGAGGAGUGUGGCACAGCAUGGGGAUUGUCGGCGAACGGGUGGCAGGUGGGGGGCGAGUGCGACACGGCGCAGUUCAUUGCCUGCGAUGCCAACGGACUCGUCACUUCCAUGUUGCUGGAAAGCGAAGGUCUACAUAGCUCCAUCCCAACAGCUCUUGGCACUCUCACCUCUCUCACCGCUCUGUACGCCUGUCUGACCGCUCUGUACGCCUGUCUCACUGCUCUGUAUGGGGCCUCCUCACCAUGUGCUUCUUAUUUGUCGUGUCUCAACCCAUCGUCACUCGCUGCCCUUUUCCACCCUUUCUGUACUUUGCUCCAACCUGUGCUGCAACCUGUGCUGCAACCUGUGCUCCAACCUGUGCUGCAACCUGUGCUGCAACCUGUGCUGCAACCUGAGCUCACUUCCGCUUUCGAUCUUGCUUCGGUUUCGAUUCCCGUCUGUGCUUUCCUACCUCCUCUCUCUCAAGCAGUCCUUGCCUCUUCCUCCUCCUCAUUCUCUCCCUCUCUCCCUCGCUCCAUCUCUCCUUCCCUCCCUCUCUCCCUCCCUCUUCCUCUUGCUCUCUCCCUCACUUCCUCUCUUCCCCUCUCCCUCUCCUCUCUUCCUCUCUCCCUCUCUUCCUCUCUUCCUUUCUUCCUCUCUUCCUCUCAUCCUCUCUCCCUCUCUUCCUCUCUCCCUCUCUUCCUCUCUUCCUUUCUCCCUCUCUCCCUCUAUCCCGCUCCCAUCUCUUUCUGA